AUGUAUGCCUUAAUUCGUAUUCUUUGCAGUUGGAUUGUCUUAUUCCAACCAGUGGCUCAAGCCAUCUGGAAUCCGAUCAUCAGUGGGUGGAAUCCAGAUCCUGCGAUCCUGACUGUAGGCGACGAUUACUACAUCGCCACUUCUUCUUUCGAGUACUGGCCAGGUAUACCCAUUUACCAUAGCAAGGAUCUAUCAAAUUGGACGCUUAAAUCUCAUGUUUUGACACGACCAGAGCAACUACAGCUCUAUGGGACGCCCACCGGAGCAGGUGCCUGGGCGCCAAGUCUCUCUUUUAUCGAUGGCAAGUUCUGGCUUUCAGCAAUGACACGUUGGACCUAUGAUCCCAUAGCCCGUGUCUGGCCUCGUGUCUGGUUCAUCUCUUCAGAAGACUUCGUCACCUGGUCUGAUCCUGUCUGGGCUGAGCCAUGGGGUAUCGAUCCUGAGCUUUUCCAAGACCCUGUGACCAAGAAGACAUAUCUCAACCUGAUGGCCCCAAACAACAACAAAGGUCGACUCUGGGGUAUCGCGCAGUGCGAAGUGUCUCUGACAUCUGGAGAUUGCGUGGGGCCUUAUGUCAGUCUGUGGAACGGGACUUUGCCUCACAAUUCGACAGCCAGACCUGAAGGACCCAAGAUGUAUCAUAAGGAUGGGUGGUAUUAUCUCUUGAUUGCUGAAGGUGGUACGGAUCAACUGCAUCGAUCAACCAUUGCAAGAAGCAAGACCCCAUAUGGUCCAUUUAUCGCUGGGCCUUACAACCCUCUACUAUAUAAUGGACAAUGGGGUUUUGACAAUCUCACUGUGCAGUCUACUGGGCAUGCCACUCUAACAAAGACGAAAGACGGACAAUGGUAUGCGACUUUUUUAGCUCGCCGCAACAUCAACGGAUCAUCUCCUCUUGAGGUUGGCCCAAGGCAGGUUCCUCGCCAAUGGGCCGACAGCUUUUCUCUCUCUAAACUCGACUCGUCGUGGUAUCAACUUCGGGUACCAUAUACCAAGAACUACAAGUUAGAAAGGGGGAAUCUGGUACUGAAUCCCAAUGUCUUUGGCCUCAGUGACCGUGAUACCCCAGCAGCGUUGCUACGCAAGCAGAAGUCGCUCAACAUGACGUUUUCAGCCGAGCUCUCCAGCUUCAAAGGGGGUCUAGGUCCAAGAAACAAUAUCGGAAUCUCUUCAUAUCUCUCCGAGUUCCAGCAUCAAGAUAUCGGGAUUCGGGGAUGCGUCAAUGCUACCGGUAUUUGUCUCUAUACUGAACUCAACAAGAAUGGCACCCAGGAGUAUUGGCAAACUCCACUCAACCAAUCAAACGGUCUUGCUGGUGGUCUCAGGUUACACAUCAAAGCUGAACCCCUCGAAUACCGACUUGGUUACAGUUUCGGAAAGGAAGCACCGGUCUACGUGACGUCAAUAGCGUCAUCCUGGCAAGCUUUUGCUCCGCCAAAUUGGUUUGUGUUUCCGGGCGCAUCUUGGGCGAUAUUUGCGACUGGAGACGGAGAGCCCUGGCCGCACAAUGGACCGCGAGUUGGAUUCAACAAGGUCACGGAGACUUUUCACGAGGAGAACAUUCCUGACUACGAUCGGUGGCAGAGGUGA
Fusarium tjaetaba is the source of this 1590-nucleotide messenger RNA. Its product is annotated as xylan 1 4-beta-xylosidase. Gene Ontology annotation, biological process: carbohydrate metabolic process. The transcript has 6 exons. Lineage: Eukaryota; Fungi; Ascomycota; Sordariomycetes; Hypocreales; Nectriaceae. The record is from RefSeq and is a predicted model, not a curated record. The coding region runs from base 1 to 1590 and encodes 529 amino acids. Gene Ontology annotation, molecular function: hydrolase activity, hydrolyzing O-glycosyl compounds.